CAGUCACACAGGCACAGCACUUGCCAUAAUCAAAUCAUCCACCCAUCCAGCCAGCCUUGCCUUGUUGGGAACUUGGGAUCGUCCCCUCCACCACGUUCCCGUCCCGUCCCGCCCCGCCGGCCCGAGCACAUGGCAGCACGCCAUUGAUAAGCUAGCUCUCGCCUCGGUUUGACUCGCCCGCUGUGCUGUACUACCUCUCUACCUGUUAUGUUCCGCCGGGUGCGUGGGUGGUUCGUCGGGUUGGUUGGCUGCUGUUCUGUCUGCUCUGCGCUCCCCGAUCCUUCUUCCUCCCUCAUCACUGUCGAGCGGCGGUAGCUAGCAUAUAGCUGCGCUGCGCCGCGUCGUCUUGUCUCAUGUGACUGACAUAGCGAGCGAGGUGGACGUACGCGUGCGCGAUCCCGCCGGGUAGGUUGCGGCCGCGCUUGGAUUGGGAAGAAGGUCGACCGGCGAUGGGGAAGGCGGGGCGGUGGCUCAAGAGCAUCCUGGCGGGGAGGAAGGACGGCAAGAAGGCGCCGCCGCAGCCGCAGCACCAGGACGGCGACGCCACGCCGUUGCCGGCAGCGAGCAGCCCCCGGGAGAAGAAGCGCUGGAGCUUCCGCCGGCCAGCGACGGCGACGGCGCAGCAGCAGCAUCAGGCGGGGAAGCCCGCCGCCGCGCCGUCACCGCUGUCGUCCCAGCUGGACCCGGCGGCCGCGGGGCUCGCCGCCUUGUCGGUGUCGGGGACCGAGCAUGACGGGCUCGGCCCGACCGACCACGACGUCGCCGCGGUGAUGGCUGCCGCGGAGGAGGAGGGCGACGUGGUGGCGAUCUGCGCCGCCGUCGAGGAGGCGGCCGCCGCCAGGAUCCAAGCAACAUUCAGAGGCUAUCUGGCGAGGAAGGCUCUGUGCGCGCUGCGCGGGCUGGUGAAGCUGCAGGCGCUGGUCCGGGGCCAGCUGGUGCGGCGGCAGGCCACCGCCACGCUCCGCCGCAUGCAGGCCCUCCUCGACGCGCAGUCCCGCCUGCGGGCGCAGCGCGCGCGCAUGGUCGACGCGGACGACCACGUCGCCGCCGCCGCCUACCAACGCCGGUCGCCGCAGCACCCCAGGCGCCGCAGCUCCUACGAGAUGGACCGGUCCGGCGAGGAGCACGUGCGGAUCGUGGAGGUGGACGCCGGCGACCCGGCGCGGCGCGGGCGGAGCAGCUGCUCGGCGGCGGCGACCGAGUCCAGGGAGCGGCGCCUCGCCGAUUACUACUCCUACGGCGGCGGCGGCGGGCAGUGCUCGCCCGCGCCGUCGUCCGCGGCGUUCGGCGCAGAGCUGCUGAGCCCGCAGCGCGCGUACAGCGGCCACUUCGACGACGCGUUCGCGUUCGCCGACCACGAGGCGGCGGCGGCGGCGGGGAGCAGCCCGUACGCGCCGCCGUACGACGGGUACGGCGGCGCGGUCCCGAGCUACAUGGCCAACACGGAGUCGUCCCGCGCCAAGGCCCGGUCCCAGAGCGCGCCGCGGCAGCGCACCGACGGCGCGGCUGCGCUGGAGCGGCAGCCGAGCCGGCGCCGCGGCGCGCCUAGGAAGACGAUGCAGCGGUCGUCGUCGCACAUCGGCGUGCCGGCGGCGGCCGGCACGUGCGGGUACGGCUACGGAUACGGAUACCACCAUUACCAGCAGCAGCAGAACCCCUGGGCGGGCGUGAGGCUGGACCGGUCGAGCGCGUCGGUGGUGGGCAGCGAGUGCGGGUCCACGAGCUCCGUGCUCACCGCCGCCACCGUCGGCUACUGCCGCUCGCUCGUCGGCUUCGAGGUGAGUGCCGGCGAACUCCACUAUACUUUGAUCCUCAAUUCAAAACAAAGAUUGUUUUGUUCGUUCGUUCGUUCCCUUUGUUUCAGUUUUGUGAAUUUAGCCGAGGCCUGGAUACGAGUUGUUUUGAGCUGCUGCUGCUGCUGCAGGUGCAGCAGAGGGGGCGCUACUGAAGCUGGUCGAAGCGAACAGCUUGCUGCAUCGCGGCAGCACAAUGUAUGAAUGUAAUGUUAUCAAGAGGAGUUGUUGUUUGAAGGCACAUUACAGGAUGCUGAAGAAAUUAAAACCCAUCCGUUUCUGGUGUCUGCUGAUGGCUUGCUUUGCUUGGGAUCUCAGGUCUAGCUGCAAGUUUUCUUCUCUAGCUAGCAAGCUAUGUGUGGUGUAAAUUCGUAAGCGUGAACAGCUAGCCUACCAGAAUCUUGUAAUUGCCAAACGUUUCAGAUCGACUGAUCGAGUACAUCGUCUGCAAGAAUCAUAUGGGAGAA
Panicum virgatum (switchgrass) is the source of this 2260-nucleotide messenger RNA. RefSeq lists its product as uncharacterized. Gene Ontology annotation, molecular function: protein binding. NCBI's taxonomy places the organism in Eukaryota, Viridiplantae, Streptophyta, Magnoliopsida, Poales, Poaceae. The transcript has 3 exons. Bases 450 to 1997 code for a protein of 515 amino acids. The record is from RefSeq and is a predicted model, not a curated record.